GACGACCUUGACUUAUCUUUAAAGUGACGCAGGACACGUUGUGAGAGAUUUACAGAGUUGUUAUUUACUCAUUAACCUGACGAGCUGUUUGGAAGCAAGACUGAACAAGUUACUGUAGGGUGCUGAGACUCUUCAAGAAGCAGUGACAGGACAGCGUCCAGAGAAAAAAGGAUUUUUGGCCGCGCAAAAAACGAGGAGGAGGAGGAGGCGCCUCUCGCGUUGAAGCAGAACCGUUUUAGAUGGAUUCUUCAUGUUUGCUUCAGCCUCAGUGGAGACAGCCUGCUCUGAACACUUCCGAGCCGUGACAAUAAGGUGUAAAACAUGACACAUCGCAGCGUAUGGAUAGCCAAAAACAUGAGCUGCUCCCAGCGUGGAAGAAGCGGCUCUGUCCUCUCCGGUGCGCGCUUGGAGCAGAAUGCGCACGGGACAUCUGGUGGGACCAGAUGGAGAGUUCGGAGGAAGGAUAAACGGGAGAUUACCUCUGUAAUGUCAGAGAAGGCCAAGGUGCUGCUGUGGGUCCUCCUCUCUCUGCUGCCUCUGGUGGAAGGAGCUCAUAUGAAGGGCGGUGCUGCUGGUCCUGGAUCAGAUUCGGGCCCUGGCGUGGGGCUGCAGGCAGGCCAGGAGGAGCGAGAGCUUCCCGUGACGCUACCAGAGGUGGUGGAGGACGAGGAGCAGGAAGACCACACUGACCCCUACUCUACUUGGCACGCUCUAUAUGACCCCUUCGUGAUGGAUGAGGUGGAUGACCAUCCCAGUAGCCGCUGGGCGGGACGCUUGCCACGCUCCUCUGACCCCUCAGAACCUCCACCCAAGGGAUCACCAAAGAAAAAGAAAAAGGGGAAGAGGAAAGAAAAGCAGGAAGAGGAAGAGACAGGAAAAGCAGAUAGGAAGGGUAAAGGUAAGAGCAAGCAGCCAAAGAAGAGCAGCAGGGACUGCCGGAUGGAGAAGAGAGAGAUGAAGGUUCGGGACCUGGGCCUGGGCUUUGACUCGGAUGAGAUUGUCCUCUUCAAGUUUUGCGUUGGCUCCUGCAAGGCCUCCAGAAAAAACUACGACCUGGCGCUGGAUAGGUUGCUGGAGAACGGCUCUCUGCCCCGGCGCACCGCUCGCAAGCUCAGCAGACACCCCUGCUGCCGGCCGGCCGAGUACGAGACGGUCUCCUUCAUGGACGCCCAGACAGCGUGGAGGACCAUUGACUCGCUAUCAGCCGCCAGCUGCAUGUGUAUGGGCUGAAGACAUGAAGGAGGGAGAGGAAGAGGGGUGUCACCCAUCCUGAAGCCAGAGGAGUUAGAAACAAGGGUCGCUUUAACACACACAGAGCACGGAAGUGACCGAGGCCACUUGUUGUGUAUUUCCUGUUGAGGAGGAAUCGUUUUGGCGGGAAGACUGAAGGUCAGAAACUGCCAUCAGGGAAUCACCAUCUGGAUUUAUCGUUGGGUCUUCAAAGAGUGAAUAACUUUUACUGAGUAAAUAAUGGAAAUACUCCAGAUAAUACACAUUAAAGAGACUCCAUUAUGUGACAUUUUUAUGGGCGAGACCUGAAGGCCGAAGCUCGAGAGAUAUCAAGAUAAGACACAUCUAAAGGACACUGUGUUUAUAUUCUGACUAAAAAAGACUGAUGUUCACUAUCACUCCCAGUUAAGCCAGCUGCUCCCAAAAGGUAUAUCAUUUUCUCCACAUAAAAACAGGGACAUGACAUUGUUUUGUUUCUAUGUUCAGGUGAACUCAGCCAAAUGGAU
Notothenia coriiceps (black rockcod) is the source of this 1736-nucleotide messenger RNA. RefSeq names its product glial cell line-derived neurotrophic factor-like. The transcript is spliced from 5 exons. The coding region runs from base 322 to 1230 and encodes 302 amino acids. The record is from RefSeq and is a predicted model, not a curated record. Gene Ontology annotation, molecular function: growth factor activity; glial cell-derived neurotrophic factor receptor binding; receptor tyrosine kinase binding. NCBI's taxonomy places the organism in Eukaryota, Metazoa, Chordata, Actinopteri, Perciformes, Nototheniidae.